UUCUCCUUAGUAAUAGGAGAACUAGUAAAAAAAUUCAAAACCUUUGUAAUAUUGAUAGUUAAGUAAAUUAAUUCAAUGGCAGCCUUUCCUUUCUUUCUCUUUUAGUACUCAAAAUAAAAAUAUUGAGGGUGGUCAUCAGCUACAACAUUGAAGAGCAAAAGAGUGAUUCUCAAAGGUAUGAUGAAGAAAGGAAAGAUUUGUUGCCACGGUUGAGAAGAAGACCACCCAAUUAACUCACACGUUCAUUGUCAUAAUAAAGUAGCUUAGUUUUACAUAACUAAGGUUAUGUUUGGAGAAAAUUAAAGAUAAAAAAAAUGGCAAGCUUGUCAGGGCAACCAUCGAAGAAGACAACACGUAGCCCUGGAGGAACAAAUCCAGGCGGCUCCCAGGGUGGUGGUAGUAAUAAUAAGGGUAGUUCAAGCGGGCAAACAGUAAAAUUUGCACGAAGAACGUCGAGUGGACGAUAUGUGAGCCUGUCGAGAGAAGACCUUGAUAUGUCGGGAGAAUUAUCAGGCGACUACAUGAAUUACACCGUUCAAAUUCCGCCAACGCCUGACAAUCAGCCAAUGGAUACGUCUGUUGCUGCCAAAGCAGAAGAGCAGUAUGUUUCCAAUUCGUUAUUUACCGGGGGAUUCAACAGUGUCACUCGCGCGCAUCUCAUGGAUAAGGUCAUCGAAUCCGAAGUUAGUCAUCCUCAAAUGGCUGGAUCCAAGGGUUCCUCCUGUUCCAUGCCAGCUUGUGAUGGAAAGAUCAUGAAAGAUGAAAGGGGAAAUGAUGUAAUCCCAUGUGAAUGCAGGUUCAAAAUAUGUAGAGAUUGCUAUAUGGACGCACAAAAAGACACAGGUCUAUGCCCGGGUUGCAAAGAACCUUACAAGGUCGGGGAUAUUGACGACGAGAUUCCAAAUUUUUCUAAUGGAGCAUUGUCUUUACCGGCACCAGAUGGUUCCAAAGGGGAUCGUGGUAUGUCUAUGAUGAGGAGAAAUCAAAAUGGAGAGUUCGAUCACAACAAAUGGCUCUUUGAGACACAAGGCACUUAUGGGUAUGGAAAUGCUUAUUGGCCUGAUGAUAGGGAUGGGGAUGAUGGUGAUGGAGGAAUGCAAAAGAGCGCGUUGGAUACAUCUACUGAUAAACCUUGGAGACCCCUCAGUAGGAAAUUGCCAAUACCGCAUAGCAUCAUUAGCCCUUACAGGUUGCUAAUUGUUAUUCGAUUUAUUGUACUGGGCUUCUUCUUGACAUGGAGAAUACGACACCCAAAUAAUGCGGCAAUGUGGUUAUGGACGAUGUCAAUUGUAUGUGAAGUAUGGUUUGCGUUUUCAUGGAUCCUGGAUCAGAUGCCUAAGGUGUCACCCGUUAACCGCUCGACUGAUCUAGUGGUACUACGUGAGAAAUUUGACAUGCCAUCUCCAUCCAAUCCUACGGGUAGGUCGGAUCUUCCAGGAGUUGAUAUGUUCGUGUCAACAGCUGAUCCAGAAAAAGAGCCGGUUCUUGUCACAGCCAACACCAUCCUAUCCAUCUUAGCAGCUGAAUAUCCCGUGGAGAAGCUAGCUUGCUACGUUUCAGAUGACGGCGGUGCCCUUCUAACUUUCGAGGCAAUGGCAGAAGCUGCUAGCUUCGCUGAUUUGUGGGUACCAUUCUGCAGGAAACAUGAGAUUGAGCCUAGGAAUCCUGAAGCCUAUUUUCUCAUGAAGGGAGAUCCUACCAAGAACAAGAAGAGAAUUGAUUUUGUGAAAGAUAGACGGAGGGUAAAAAGGGAAUAUGAUGAAUUUAAGGUAAGGAUAAAUGGUCUGCAAGAUUCAAUUAGAAGGAGAUCAGAUGCAUUUAAUGCUCGAGAGGAAAUGAAGAUGUUAAAGCACAUGAAAGAGAGUGGGGCUGAUCCUUCAGAGGGAAUUAAAGUGCAAAAGGCCACUUGGAUGGCUGAUGGAACUCACUGGCCUGGAACAUGGGCUACCCCAAGCAGGGAUCAUGCCAAGGGUGAUCAUCCUGGGAUCCUUCAGGUAAUGUUAAAACCCCCAAGUAGUGACCCACUAAUGGGAGGGGGUGAAGAUAAGCUAUUGGAAUGUUCAGACGUGGACAUAAGGCUUCCAAUGUUUGUGUAUGUUUCACGUGAGAAGAGGCCUGGGUAUGAGCACAAUAAAAAAGCAGGUGCCAUGAAUGCCCUAGUGCGAGCUUCUGCCAUAUUGUCUAAUGGCCCAUUCAUACUCAACCUUGAUUGUGAUCACUAUAUAAACAACUCCUUAGCUAUUCGUGAAGGGAUGUGUUUCAUGAUGGACAGAGGUGGAGAAGAUAUAUGUUAUAUUCAAUUCCCUCAAAGAUUUGAAGGCAUCGAUCCAUCAGAUCGUUAUGCCAAUCACAAUACUGUGUUUUUUGAUGGAAAUAUGCGUGCACUUGAUGGCCUCCAGGGUCCUAUGUAUGUGGGGACGGGUUGCAUGUUUAGGCGAUUUGCACUUUACGGCUUUGAGCCAACACAACAUGAUAAAACACCACAAAAAGGUGCUGAGGCUCAAGCAUUGAAAGCCACGGAUUUUGAUCCUGACUUAGAUGUGAAUCUACUACCUAAGCGUUUUGGAAACUCCACAAUGUUAUCAGAGUCUAUUCCAAUUGCUGAGUUCCAAGGCCGCCCUAUCGCCGAUCAUCCUGCUGUCAAGUAUGGACGACCUCCUGGUGCUCUUAGAGCACCAAAGGAACCACUUGACGCCACCACCGUGGCUGAAGCAGUCUCUGUCAUAUCUUGUUGGUACGAAGACAAGACGGAGUGGGGUGAUCGAGUUGGAUGGAUUUAUGGUUCUGUGACAGAAGAUGUGGUGACUGGAUACCGAAUGCACAACCGUGGAUGGCGUUCUGUUUAUUGCAUCACCAAGCGUGACGCAUUCCGUGGAUCGGCUCCUAUAAACCUGACAGAUAGGCUUCAUCAAGUGCUUCGUUGGGCUACAGGUUCUGUUGAAAUCUUUUUCUCGGGGAACAAUGCCCUUCUUGCAUCCAGAAAACUCAAUGUCCUUCAGCGCCUCGCUUACCUGAAUGUUGGCGUUUAUCCUUUCACCUCCCUUUUCCUCAUCGUCUAUUGCUUUCUCCCUGCACUCUCCCUUAUCUCCGGGCAGUUCAUUGUCGCGGAGCUCAAUGUCGCCUUCCUUUUCUUUCUGUUAACCAUAUCUCUCUGUCUCAUUGGCUUAGCUAUCUUGGAAGUGAAAUGGUCUGGCGUUGCUCUAGAGGAUUGGUGGAGAAAUGAACAGUUUUGGCUCAUUUCUGGAACUAGUGCCCAUCUUGCUGCUGUCGUCCAAGGUCUCCUUAAAGUGAUUGCCGGCAUUGAAAUAUCUUUUACACUUACUUCCAAGUCUGCUGGAGAAGACGAAGAUGACGCCUUUGCUGAUCUAUACUUGGUCAAGUGGACUUCAUUGAUGAUCCCGCCUAUUGUCAUCGGUAUGAUUAACAUCAUUGCCAUUGUGUAUGCAUUCGGUAGGGCGAUAUUUUCUCCUGUUCCUGAGUGGGGCAGGUUCAUUGGUGGAGCCUUCUUUGCCUUCUGGGUGUUGGCUCACUUGUAUCCUUUUGCUAAGGGAUUGAUGGGUAGAAGAAGAAAGACACCUACAAUUGUAUUUGUCUGGUCAGGACUCAUUGCAAUUACACUCUCCUUGCUAUACAUAGCUUACUUUGGACCUCGAGGUGGCGCCCCUGCACAAGGUGUUGCCGGUGGCUUUCAGUUCCCUUAAGCCAUCAAAUCAGAUUAACUUAUAUCACAACAUAUGUUGGUUGCAUCAGAAUUUAGAGAAAGUAGAUUUGAAAUUAAUGUAACUUAUUACCAAUAUAUUUUUUGCUUUCCAAUUUUUUCUUGCGUAUAUAGAGUUCGAGUGAAAAAUAAAUAGAGUGGUUCCAAACAACUUCCGUUCUGGGAAAUUGAAAAGUUCAGUUAUGUAAACACUUGUGCUAGCCUGUAUCUCCAAAUGGACUACUAAAAACAUUGUUAUGUUUUACCCAAUUUACAUGUUUUGGCUUAUGUCUGUUCUUUGU
Lycium barbarum (goji berry) is the source of this 3999-nucleotide messenger RNA. Its product is annotated as cellulose synthase-like protein D4. The record is from RefSeq and is a predicted model, not a curated record. Gene Ontology annotation, cellular component: plasma membrane; trans-Golgi network. Bases 315 to 3701 code for a protein of 1128 amino acids. Gene Ontology annotation, biological process: plant-type primary cell wall biogenesis; cellulose biosynthetic process. Lineage: Eukaryota; Viridiplantae; Streptophyta; Magnoliopsida; Solanales; Solanaceae. Gene Ontology annotation, molecular function: cellulose synthase (UDP-forming) activity; mannan synthase activity. The transcript is spliced from 6 exons.